AUGUCUCCAUAUACACGAAUAUCAGUCACAGAAGCUCAUGAAAAAAGAAGGAAUACCCAUUCCAAUGGAGAUACUACCGGACAGAAAGACCACAGGGACCUGACGAUCCCGGUCUAUAUGGAAAAGGUUAUGGAACAUGAGGAGAAGUGGCGGCUCACUAUGGCUGUUGACCGAGAGAGAUAUCGACCGACAAUCAAGAUUCGAGAUGUCAAGGAUCCCCAGGGCCUUCCCAACGUCAUCUACGAGGCUGCGCUUCAGGAAGUGUUCGAGUUCAGUCUGAGCACCGGCAUCACUGAGGAGUUGCUUACCGACAUAGCGCAGAGCUUCCACUUGGGCAAGGUCUCCAAGGAGAGCUUGAGAGAAGUCAUCCAACGCCUUUUCAACAUCUUUCGGGACAAGGAAGCACUCAGUCUGGAAACAGAUCUUUUGUUUCUCAAAGAUGGAACGUUUAUGUGCAACAACUCGGAUUUCUUCUUUGACGACGCAGCGCGGGCGCGACAACCAAAGCUUUUUUCUCUGAGGGAUAAGGGACAGGAGAUCCCGGAAGAAGUGCGAGCUGAAAAGCACGGGCUGGUGUAUGUUUAUAUGAAUGGAAACAUUGGAAACGUGGUUAAUGGUGCGGGACUUGCCAUGGCGACGAAUGAUGCGAUUAGUCUGUAUGGAGGUUCGAGUGCGAAUUUUCUUGAUGCUGGGGGGCAAGCUACAAAGGAGACGAUGCUGCAGGCUUUCAAGAUCAUCAUGUCCAAUAAGCGAGUCAAGGCGAUUCUGGUCAACAUCUACGGCGGAAUCACAAGGUGCGAUAUGAUUGCAGAGUCCAUCAUUGCAGCGGCAAGCGAGCUGGGUCCCUUGAAAGUCCCCAUGGUAGUCAGAUUGCAGGGGACAAAUUCGGAGGCUGGACUUCAGCUGCUCAAAGAUGCUACCUUGGGUAUUCAGGUUGAGGCAGACUUUGGAAAGGCGGCUCAGGAGGCAGUCAGGUUGGCUGACAUAGGCGAGAAAGCUGAGAAACUCCGGAUGAAGCGCCAGAGUAUUCCUGAGCUUGAAGAGGAUAGCUAA
This is a messenger RNA of Fusarium subglutinans, 1053 nucleotides long. RefSeq names its product succinyl ligase subunit beta. The record is from RefSeq and is a predicted model, not a curated record. The transcript is spliced from 5 exons. Gene Ontology annotation, cellular component: mitochondrion; succinate-CoA ligase complex. The coding region runs from base 1 to 1053 and encodes 350 amino acids. Gene Ontology annotation, molecular function: succinate-CoA ligase (ADP-forming) activity. Gene Ontology annotation, biological process: succinyl-CoA metabolic process; tricarboxylic acid cycle. NCBI's taxonomy places the organism in Eukaryota, Fungi, Ascomycota, Sordariomycetes, Hypocreales, Nectriaceae.